AUGAAAUCAAUCAAGAAGAACAUAGAAAAUCUAUAUCCAUAAUUUACUGUUGUCGAAGUGCUUCGCUAUAAUAAAUUCAAAAAAACUAUUAUCCUUAGAAGAGUUAAUUAGCCUUACAUCUUAAGGUUGUACAGUUUAGAAGGAGUUAAUAAGGAUAAAGUAAUUUCUUUAAUCCAAUUAAUUAAUAAACUAUCUAAGACUUGUAGUCCUCAUAUAGCUAAAUUUUAUGAGGCCUCUCAUGAUGCAAAUAACACUUAUUUAGGAGUGAUAAGCUAAUACAUUGACACUCAAUAUUAAUGUCCCUUAAAUGAAUAAGAAAUCCUUUAUAUUCUAAUUCAGGCUUGUUCUGCAAUUGAAUUAUUUCAUCCUAAGCAUUCUCAUGGAAAAAUAAGUUUAUCAAAUCUAUUCUGCUCUUAAAAAACUACAAUAUUGGGGGAUAUGAAUAUUUUGUAUUAUCUUCAUUAAGAUAACUAUUAAGAUAUAUAUUUAUUAGCUCCAGAAUUUGUAAAAUAAAAAAUUUAUGAUUGUAAAUCUGACAUAUGGAUGCUUGGAGUAUUGGUUUAUUAACUAAUGUUUAAAGAACAACCAUUUAAAGCCAAUAAUAUCAAUGUAUUACAUAGACAAAUACUAAAAGGGAUUAAAUUUAUAUAUCAUCCAUAAUAUAGUCUAAAUUUAAAUAAUUUGUUAAGAAUACUGCUCUCCUAUGAUCCUGAACUGAGACCCACCAUAAGUUCAAUUAGAACUUUCGCAGAGUAAGCUUUGAUAAGUUCAGAAAAGUGCGAUAUUUUCUAAAUCUUACCAAAAUAUAAGGUGGAUCAAGUCAUAUUACAAAAGAAGAAAAAAGAUAGUAAACGUAAUGUGAGGGAUACCUAAAUUUAUCUGAAUGAUCAAACUUUGAAGUAUCCUUCAUUUAAACCUUCUAAAAUCCUAAAAUAGGAGAAGAAGAUUUACCAAACAAAUCCAUCCCCUCAACGUCAAGGAGAGAACUCGAAUAAUAAUGAUAGUUCUGUGGAGAUUUAACAAUAAUUUCCGACAUUGCAGCUGGAAUAAUAGAUAGAGAGUAAAAAGAAUUUAUCUUUUACUGAGAAAUACUCUCAAUCAUCAAAAAAGAAACUGAAUUACUCUUAGAGUUCUCAAAAACAAUAACAAAUAAGUUAGGAAUCCCUUUAUCCUGUUCAAUUACCGAAAGUGCUGUAAUAUUCAUUUAAUAAGAUUAAAUUCCGACAUGAAUUGAGUCCCACAAAAUUUCAGAAUGAAACAGAUUAUUAGGAGAAAGGUCCAAGUAGUUUUCUUCAGUAUCAAGACAAGCAUGUGGAAUAAAAAAUUAGGAGAUCUCCUCCUAAAAUGCUAUUCCAUCCAUAUGUGGAAUCGGCUUAGAGAUCUUUCAGUUAAAGACAAUGA
Paramecium tetraurelia is the source of this 1401-nucleotide messenger RNA. RefSeq lists its product as uncharacterized. Gene Ontology annotation, biological process: protein phosphorylation. The record is from RefSeq and is a predicted model, not a curated record. NCBI's taxonomy places the organism in Eukaryota, Ciliophora, Oligohymenophorea, Peniculida, Parameciidae. Gene Ontology annotation, molecular function: protein kinase activity; ATP binding. The transcript has 4 exons.